CUACAUCUCCGGAAACUUUUGGACAUAAAUUCCGAUGAAUUGAAUCUUCUUGAAUAUUAGCAUGCUAUUAAAAAACACUCUGUAUAUUUAUAUUGUCUAAAAUAUUGAAAGGUAUAUACUGAAUACAUUUAAUAAUUGACUAUUUCCGUUUUUUUUAUCUAUUUUAGUGUUUAAGAACUCUCGUUGGCCAUACAGGAGGAGUCUGGUCAUCACAAAUGUCAGGCAGUACAAUAAUAAGUGGCAGCACGGACAGAACAUUGAAAGUUUGGGAUGCAGACACUGGUGUUUGCAUACAUACUCUCUACGGUCACACAUCAACGGUUAGGUGUAUGCAUUUACAUGGGAAAAAGGUCGUCAGUGGCUCGAGAGAUGCUACAUUGAGAUUAUGGGAUAUUGAGACUGGUGAUUUCCUUCAUGUCCUGGUAGGACAUAUAGCUGCUGUUAGGUGUGUACAAUAUGAUGGAAGACUGGUCGUGUCUGGAGCUUACGACUGUAUGGUGAAAGUGUGGAACCCUGAGACUGAAGAAUGCCUGCAUACCUUACAAGGACAUACUAACAGGGUAUAUUCACUCCAAGUUAUCAGUUAUAGAACCUCACCACGGUUUUUUCUCAAAAUAAGUUAUUGAGACGAACUUGAUAAUAUACUCUGAAAUCAUCUCCACUGCC
Molecule: messenger RNA, 666 nt
Organism: Leptinotarsa decemlineata (Colorado potato beetle)
Lineage: Eukaryota; Metazoa; Arthropoda; Insecta; Coleoptera; Chrysomelidae
Gene: ago
Product: F-box and WD-40 domain protein 7
Biological process (GO): ubiquitin recycling; proteasome-mediated ubiquitin-dependent protein catabolic process
Cellular component (GO): nucleus; cytoplasm
Molecular function (GO): ubiquitin binding
Source: RefSeq, a predicted model, not a curated record